Anopheles moucheti is the source of this 501-nucleotide messenger RNA. RefSeq names its product myoglobin-like. The transcript has 2 exons. Lineage: Eukaryota; Metazoa; Arthropoda; Insecta; Diptera; Culicidae. Gene Ontology annotation, molecular function: heme binding; oxygen binding. Bases 1 to 501 code for a protein of 166 amino acids. The record is from RefSeq and is a predicted model, not a curated record.
AUGGAUUCGACUGGACUGUCUGCCUCGGAGAAAAUUACCCUCUUCAGUGCGUGGGGCUUAAUUCGCAAGGAUUUAGACGUGCAUGGGCGAAAUAUGCUGCUGCUAUUGUUUCACAAGUAUCCACACUACGUUUCGUACUUCGAUUUUACCGACGAUCCGACCGCCCAAUCGCUCGUGGACAAUAAAUCUCUUUUCGCCCAAUCGAUACACGUCAUCAAAGCGUUCGGAUCGCUCAUCGAGUAUGGUCUCAAGGAUCCGGCCCUGUUUAAUGAGACGCUGAAAAAGAUUACGCGCCAGCACGAGCAACGCAAUGUCUACUCCAAGGAUGUUCUAAUCAUCGGAGAAGUUUUGCUGGACUAUAUCGCCCAGGUGCUCGGACGUCAAGUGUCCGAUUCGUUGCCCGAUGCUUUCCGGAAGCUGUUUGCAACUAUCGCUAGCAGGUUCCCUCCAAUACCGGACAUCGAUGAUGACGUAAAUGAUGCGAACGUUACGAAAACUUAA